Paracoccidioides brasiliensis Pb18 is the source of this 1710-nucleotide messenger RNA. RefSeq lists its product as uncharacterized. Gene Ontology annotation, biological process: transmembrane transport. The transcript is spliced from 2 exons. Gene Ontology annotation, molecular function: transmembrane transporter activity. The record is from RefSeq and is a predicted model, not a curated record. The coding region runs from base 1 to 1710 and encodes 569 amino acids.
AUGCCAUCGACACCGAAACCGGUGGACAGACGCCGCUCUUCAACACAGCAAUACACCACUUUCUCGACCCCUCCUCCCAAAUCUCGUGGGCGGCCCCUAUCAAGCGAGUCGGAUUCAUCUAACAGCAAUGGCGAAUCCGAAUCUUCCAUGGCGGAAUCCCCAUUGCCUACGGGCCAAAUGGCCAUUCUUGCCUUCAUCUCCCUCUGCGAACAAACCGCUCUCAACUCCAUAAGUCCCUAUCUCCCGCAGAUGGCAGCGUCUUUCCCCAGUGUACGUCAUGACCAGGUUGGGAUGUACGUAGGCAUAAUUGCAUCUGCUUUUGCGCUGGCGCAGUUUGCGACAAAUUUCUUCUGGGGCUGGUUAUCAGACCGCAUCGGCCGCAAACCUGUCAUAUUAUCGGGCGCGAUUCUCACUGCAGCCUGUUUCUUGGCCUUUGGUUUCUGCAAGACUCUUUGGCAAGCCAUUCUUGUGCAGGCUCUGAUGGGACUGGUCAACGGGAACCAGGGCGUGGUCGCUACUUGCUUAGGUGAGAUUACUGAUCGCAGCAAUCAGUCACGGGCAUUUACAUAUCUGCCAGUGAUAUAUGGGAUUGGAGGAAUCAUCGGACCAAUUGUUGGUGGCCUCCUGGUCUCAAAUGCCAGUCAGGUCAAUGACGACUAUCCUUACCUCACCCCCAACCUCGUCUCAGCAGCGGUCUUAACUUUGGAAUUUGUCUUAACAUUUAUAUACCUGGACGAAAGCCUUGAGAACGCUAGCACCUUUCCCGAAAUUGGGAAGAGAGUUCGAGAUCUUUUCAGUUGGUUAUGGCAGUUCACGAGCUCCUCACGGCCGACAUACUUGCGAUCUCAGGGUUCCAGUUACCGGCACCACUCCGACAGCGCAAUACGACAAACGUAUCAUACAGAGUCAGGCGAUGAAACCGAUGCAGAUGCCGAUUCCGUGUCGGAAAACUCUCCUCUGUUCCACCCCCGAGAUUACUCAAAUGGUCUCGAUCGUGAUGGGGUUUUCAAUAGAGACACAAUCCUCUUACUCCUUACAUAUUUGAUAUUUGCACUCUCGAACGUCGCGUUCAACUCUCUGUACCCCAUCUUUGCUGAAGCGCCUCCGCCAACGGGUCGCGGACUUCAACCUCACGACAUUGGACUGUCACUCGCCUUUGCGGGCGUUGUUACCAUCAUAUUCCAGAUUUUCAUUUUUGGAAGGCUGAGAGACAAAAUGGGGAAUAAAUGGUCAUACAGAGCCAGCCUACUGGGAUUCGUAAUUUCUUUUCUUCUACUGCCGUUUGUCGGAUAUAAAGAUACCGCUGCACCUAAUGGAGAAAUAUCAAAGAGCUACGUCUUUCUCGCGAUAGAAGUGUGUGCCGUGUUACUUGUGAAGACAGUCGCCACUGUUGGUGGCCUAACCAGCGCUUUGCUAUUGAUCACCAACUCUGCCCCAAACAACCAGGUCCUUGGCUCCCUGAAUGGCCUAGCUCAAACUCUGUCCGCAGCUGGGCGAACGGUCGGACCAUUUCUGUCCGGGAGUCUCUUUACCCUAGCAACUCGAAUAAAACCCAAAGGCGAGGCGAUGGCCUUUGGCAUCUUUGGUGGCGUAGCCUUCAUCGGCUUCCUGCUAAGUUUCGGCAUCAGAUCAUGCAACAUGGAAGCAACAGGGUUUCGCGAUUCCGACGACAACCAUUAUAAAUCUGAUGAUGAAGAAAGUUCUAAUUGA